AUGAUUAAUACAAUUUGUUUGUUUAUUCAUGCAAUGUUUCGUUUGUUAUGUAGAUGUAGAUUGUGGCAUGUGAAAAUGUUAUACAAUGUAAGUAUGGAAUGUGAUAGUGAAAGUGGUGAUGGUGGUAGUGUAAGAUUACUUCUACUACCACUGCUACUAUUGAUGCUAUUAUAUCGAUAUAAUAUAAAUAUAAAUGGUAAUAUUAUAAAUAUCAUUAUAAGUAUAAUAUUUCAUUAUUAA
Molecule: messenger RNA, 240 nt
Organism: Heterostelium album PN500
Lineage: Eukaryota; Evosea; Eumycetozoa; Acytosteliales; Acytosteliaceae
Exons: 4
Coding region: 1-240 (79 amino acids)
Source: RefSeq, a predicted model, not a curated record